Molecule: messenger RNA, 1717 nt
Organism: Lotus japonicus
Lineage: Eukaryota; Viridiplantae; Streptophyta; Magnoliopsida; Fabales; Fabaceae
Product: putative F-box/LRR-repeat protein 23
Exons: 2
Coding region: 240-1052 (270 amino acids)
Molecular function (GO): protein binding
Source: RefSeq, a predicted model, not a curated record
CAAGAAGUCCGUCACAGCAUUACGUUCACGAGGAAUAUUAUAUGAUAUCUUUUUAAUAGUAUUGUUCUUUAGUUGGCAAAUUAGACAUCUUAAGCAAUUUGAUUGGCCAAAAUAGUUUUACACUCAGAGACCUUUCAACUUCAGCGCUUCUGCGCUUAGGUAUCACUUUGCAAUAUCGUCCCUAGAGUUGCAGGGGAAACAAUACUUCAACAAAGUUAAAAAUCAAUUUUAGUUGCAAGAUGGCAUCUUCUUCAAGGCCAGUGAAGGGAAUGAAAAGAGAGAGCACAGAGGAGCCAAACUGGCUUGAACUUCCUGCAGAAUUGACUGCAAAGAUUCUGCUCAAGCUUGGUAUCAUUGAAAUUCUGACCAGUGCUCGUCUAGUGUGCCCUUUAUGGUGGAAAAUCUGCAAGGACCCUCUCAUGUGGCGCACUAUUGACUUGACGAACUGUUUGUGGUGGGACUCCAACUACCCACACAAUGAGUUGGUCAACUGUUGUCUCAAGGCCAUUGAACGAAGUUGUGGUCAUUUGGAAGACAUAAGUAUUAAGUAUUUUGGCAACAAUCAAAUUCUCAAAUGCAUAGCUUAUAGCACAAGUCACCUACGACGGAUGAGACUUUUAAGAUGCACGGCAGUUUCAGAUAAAGGAUUAAUGAAAGUUGUAAGGAUGCUUCCACUAUUGGAGGAGUUUGAAAUUUCAUUCAAUAGCCUAUCAAAGAAUACUUUGGAACUUAUUGGCCAAUGUUGCCCACUUUUGAAAGUGUUCAAAUUUAACAUCCAGGAAAAGAAAACACUUAAGUGUGAUGAUGAGGCAUAUGCUAUUGCAAAAACCAUGCCUGAGCUGCGUCAUCUCCAACUUUUGGGAAACAGACUCACUAAUGAUGGCUUGCUUGCUAUUCUUGACGGAUGCCCUUAUAUUGAAUCUCUUGAUCUGCGUGCUUGUUCUAAUGUCGAUUUGAGUGGAAGUUUGGGGGGAAGGCUUUGUGAUCAGAUUAGAGAUAUAUAUUUUCCAGAAGACAUAAGUGAUGAAGUUCUCACCUAUGUUGACGAUUAAUGAUGAUGGUAAAGUGCAUGUUUGGUAGCGCAUUUGGAAUCCACGUUAAACCUUAAAAUCACGUCAAUACAUGAGCUACAAUGUGGAGCUUCUCUACUAACGUGCUUUGGAGAGUGUGCAACACAGCCAAACUUAUGAACGUGAAGUAUGGGGCAUAUGGUGAGAAUGCUGAGGCUGACUAUUAUGGUCCAUUUAUUUUUUAAUUGGUCCUAUUUUCUUCAGAUUUAUUCUCACCUGGUACUAUUCUAAAGACUAAAUGGCUUAUUUUUUGUUUUUCUUCUAAAUUCCAUGGUUCUUUUACUUUUGUAGAAUCCUAGAAUUCAGACUAGAGUGGUUCACAUCUUUGGUUACCAAUGUUAUUUUGUUUACUGGUUAGAAUUCCAUGUACCUUCUUGAUGCCUUUGGUCUUUGGAAUAUUUUUAAUCCAUUCCUCUGUAUUUAAUUUUCUGGUGCUUGUAUUGCCGACGAGAAAAUGUGCCACAUAUCCUAGUUAGGAAAAAAUUACUUUAGACUUGUCUUCUGUGCUUGUAUUUUGAAUAUUUCAUGGUUGUCACAAAGUUAUCAAAGAUAAAGCUCCUCCUGAUGGAGUGGAUGAUAUGACUAAGUUGUUCUAUUUGCAUGAGAAUAGAGUCUUGCAGAACUUACAGAUUAGAUAUGAGUUGAAU